AUGAACGGUGAUCAUCGGAUCCACAAUAAUAAUGAAAAUAAGCUGUUGAAGAAAAUCAAGUUAUUAAAGCAGAAAGUUAAAGCAGCAAAGAAUGGAGGCUCUUCCUCUUCUCAAGAAACAAAUGGUAGUGAUUUAGAAACAAUGACAAAUACAGUGUGCUCCGAAUCCGUUGUACCCAAAUUAGAAACUUGUAUUGCAGAAGAGUUGUCAUUGAAACGAAAAGCAGAAUUUGAAUUAUUUCAAAAUUGGAAAAAACAAAAGAAGGAUCGUGAUUCUAUAUUCUCUUUGGAUUGUUUAAUGACAAUUUGUGAAUUUCUACCUCCAAGAAAGCUAUUCACAAGCAUCAUGCUUGUUUGCAAAGAUUGGAGAAAUGCAUUGAUUAACAACAACUUCUUUUGGUUUGAUUUGUACAAGAGAAUCUUUUAUGAAGAUUUGAACGUGAAAAAAGAACAAGUGGACGAAUGCGACUUUUUAUUGGCAUUCAAAACAAGAUAUGCAUUUGUGUUAAAACAUUCCAUAGGAUCCUCUUUGACUAAAUUUCUCAAAAAACAAGACAGCUUGGUCGAACGUGCCUAUCAUUCGAAUGAUAUUAAUGAGGCAACAACUUUAUUUUCUGAAUGUCUUGGAUCUCAAGCAGUAUUUACAAGGUUCUUUGACCUCCAGAAGAAACAAGUUGACUUUUCUCUUCGAGCUCUAGAGUUCAUCCAAGAAGUUGAUGAUAUCAAGAAUGAAAGGAACAUCUUGAGAGCACUUUUAAAUAUUUUAUUACAAAGAACUAUUGAUCUUACUGAUGAUAGUGAUGAAGAGACAGAAGCCAAUUUUUCAAGACAUGAUUUAUCAGUACUAGACAAUGUCAUGACACAAUUUAGAAGAUUUACGAAGUCUAGGAACAGCAUUAUUGUCACAAACAGUUUAUAUUUUGGACAAGAAGAAAAUAAUUCACUUGCAGAGACUUACAAGCUUGAUUUUAUCAUUUUCAGUACCAUUGGUCACUAUGCUGAAUUUAAGGCAACCAUUAAUUGUUUUAUAAUUGAUGAUACAUAUUUGGAUGGAGGGAGAUUGACAAUGAUAGGACAAUUUUUAGGAGACAACAAAGCAGAACAUUUAAUGGAUAUCAUUUAUGAUGGUGAAAGUGAUCGAUCACGAUGCUCUUUCCAUCACACAUUCAUCGAACGCUGUAUUAGAGAUUUGGGCUUACAAAAUAUUGCUCCAAGAGUAUUUGUGUAUUUUUUACUGAAAUUAAUCUCUACAAACAUCGAUGGUCAAUUAUUCUACAAACUUCUAUUGAAUAUUUGCAUGAGCUAUCACAGCAAUAACCAAACUCAGGUGAUUGAUCCUCUUGACUCUGAGGAUGCUGUCUAUUUGGCCAUCUCAGAUGAAGAAGAAGAUGAAGAAGGUGAUGAUGAUUACACAGAAGAAGACAGAAGAUUUGUGGUUGAAGGGAGUGAUGAAGAUUUAGAUGAAGAAGAAGAAUUUGAGGAUCAAUUAGAAGAGAUUGAUGUUUCGAGCGCAAGUGAAGUGUCAUCCGUGACAGACCCUAAUGAGCCAAUGGCUGUUUUUUCUGAAGAAGAAACGGAUGGCGUUGAAGUCAUUAUUGAUGUAUCUGAAGCAGCCUUCACAUCACCACCAACUGACAUUGCUCACACGAUCCAAGUGGAUAAUAACAACAAGGAUGUUGUGGAGUUGGAUUUUGACGAAGAAUGA
This is a messenger RNA of Naegleria fowleri, 1704 nucleotides long. RefSeq lists its product as uncharacterized. The transcript has a single exon. The coding region runs from base 1 to 1704 and encodes 567 amino acids. Lineage: Eukaryota; Heterolobosea; Eutetramitea; Acrasida; Naegleriidae. Gene Ontology annotation, molecular function: protein binding. The record is from RefSeq and is a predicted model, not a curated record.